UCGUCAGUUGGAGCGGUCGUUGUGUCCGCUGAAGUGUUCCCCAAUAGAAGUGAAACUUUCUAAAUUUUGUGUAGAAAGUGCAGCAAUUCAAAUCAUAAGUUUAGUUCCCUGCCGUACGUUACAUUAAGUCAAACACAAUGGGAAUCAAAUUCCUGGAAGUUAUCAAGCCCUUCUGCAGUAUACUGCCUGAAAUUGCAAAGCCCGAACGCAAGAUCCAAUUCAGAGAAAAAGUACUAUGGACAGCCAUCACAUUGUUCAUUUUCCUGGUAUGUUGUCAAAUUCCAUUGUUUGGCAUCAUGAGCUCCGAUUCGGCGGAUCCCUUCUACUGGAUCCGUGUGAUUCUCGCCUCGAAUCGUGGCACACUUAUGGAGCUGGGCAUCUCGCCCAUUGUGACAUCGGGUUUGAUAAUGCAGCUAUUGGCGGGUGCCAAGAUCAUUGAGGUCGGUGAUACGCCCAAGGAUCGUGCUCUCUUCAAUGGUGCACAGAAACUAUUCGGCAUGGUCAUAACGAUUGGACAAGCGAUUGUCUAUGUGAUGACCGGCAUGUACGGUGAUCCAUCGGAAAUCGGUGCCGGCGUCUGCCUGCUGAUCAUCAUUCAGCUGUUUGCCGCCGGUCUCAUUGUGCUCCUGCUCGACGAGCUGCUCCAGAAGGGCUAUGGCCUGGGCUCUGGCAUUUCGCUGUUCAUUGCGACCAACAUAUGCGAGACGAUCGUGUGGAAGGCCUUCUCGCCCACCACGGUGACAACGGGACGUGGCACCGAAUUCGAGGGCGCCGUAAUUGCUCUGUUCCAUUUGAUGGCCACGCGCAACGAUAAAGUGCGUGCACUGCGCGAGGCAUUCUAUCGCCAGAAUCUGCCCAAUCUGAUGAACCUGUUGGCCACCAUCUUGGUGUUUGCUGUCGUCAUCUAUUUCCAAGGUUUCCGCGUCGAUUUGCCCAUCAAGAGCGCCCGUUAUCGCGGCCAGUACAGCAGCUAUCCAAUCAAGCUGUUCUACACUUCCAACAUUCCCAUCAUUCUGCAGUCUGCCCUUGUCUCCAACUUGUACGUCAUCUCGCAGAUGUUGGCCGUUAAAUUCCAGGGUAAUUUCUUCAUCAAUUUGCUUGGCGUUUGGGCCGAUGUUGGCGGUGGCGGUCCAGCCCGUUCGUAUCCCAUUGGUGGCCUGUGCUAUUAUCUGUCGCCGCCUGAGAGUGUGGGUCACAUUCUGACCGAUCCCAUACAUGCGCUGCUCUACAUUGUCUUCAUGUUGGGCUCCUGUGCUUUCUUCUCCAAGACAUGGAUCGAUGUCUCUGGCAGCUCAGCCAAGGAUGUUGCCAAGCAGCUGAAGGAGCAGCACAUGGUGAUGCGAGGCCAUCGCGAGAACUCGAUGAUUCAUGAGCUGAAUCGUUAUAUUCCAACGGCCGCUGCUUUUGGUGGCCUCUGCAUUGGCGCUCUAUCUGUUAUGGCAGAUUUCCUGGGCGCCAUUGGCUCUGGCACGGGUAUCCUGCUGGCUGUGACGAUUAUCUAUCAAUACUUUGAGAUUUUCGUUAAGGAACAAUCCGAAAUGGGUGGCAUGGGCACGCUGCUGUUCUAAGCAGUUCAAAUCCAAACUUUCAACAUGAAAUUAUAACAAUAACAGCUAACAAAUACUUCAUCAUACUUCUCACAUGUCAGCUCGCUUUGCCCCUGCUCCGCCCCGCCCCCGCCUCGCGCCUACCUAUUAAGCAAAUUAACGUUUUUGUAUGGUUUUUAAAUUCCACGAUAGGGCCUAAUUUUAAGGCUAUUUGCUGCCGUGUUUAGCUGGCCUUGGCAAGAAUUAUUGUUUGUGUUAAAUGCGACAAGAACUUUAGUUUGAAUAGUUUUAUUAGUUUGUAUCAUUAAAAAAAUGUGAGACUUUAUUGCUUAAGUUCAAUAUUUCGCUGAAUUGAUUGAAUUUCAAUGCAAUCCAUUGUUUUAAAGAAGUGUAAUAUAAUUAUAGAACAUCGAUUACACGUGGAAUUAUUAAACACGAUGAAUUAUGAGUACAUGAAACGAACAUUAAAAUCACGCAACAUGCAUACAAAUUGUCAUAAUAAUAAAACGUAAAUUAGAUAAACUUUUUUAAUUCAA
This is a messenger RNA of Drosophila novamexicana, 2083 nucleotides long. It is a transcript of the gene Sec61alpha, whose product is annotated as protein transport protein Sec61 subunit alpha. The record is from RefSeq and is a predicted model, not a curated record. Gene Ontology annotation, molecular function: transmembrane protein transporter activity; ribosome binding; signal sequence receptor activity. Gene Ontology annotation, cellular component: Sec61 translocon complex; membrane. Gene Ontology annotation, biological process: post-translational protein targeting to membrane, translocation; SRP-dependent cotranslational protein targeting to membrane, translocation. Bases 138 to 1568 code for a protein of 476 amino acids. NCBI's taxonomy places the organism in Eukaryota, Metazoa, Arthropoda, Insecta, Diptera, Drosophilidae. The transcript has 4 exons.